Folsomia candida is the source of this 1665-nucleotide messenger RNA. RefSeq names its product pancreatic alpha-amylase-like. Gene Ontology annotation, molecular function: cation binding; alpha-amylase activity. Lineage: Eukaryota; Metazoa; Arthropoda; Collembola; Entomobryomorpha; Isotomidae. The transcript is spliced from 8 exons. The record is from RefSeq and is a predicted model, not a curated record. Bases 42 to 1424 code for a protein of 460 amino acids. Gene Ontology annotation, biological process: carbohydrate metabolic process.
UUGCCUACCAGCAAAGAAGAGCUUUAAUAUUUCUGUGGAAGAUGUGGAUUGUUAAAAUAUUUGGCGCCAUAUCGCUACUUCAAGGAUCCGUGUGGGGACAAUGGAAUCCAUACUUUGCUCCAGGAAGACCCACAGUCGUGCAUUUGUUCGAGUGGAAAUGGAGAGACGUUGCGAGAGAAUGUGAGACAUUUCUAGGGCCGUAUGGGUACGGAGGGGUUCAGGUCUCCCCGCCUAACGAGAACGCUAUAAUUAUGGACCCCUUCCACCCCUGGUGGGAGAGGUAUCAACCCGUGUCCUACAAGUUGGAGACCCGCUCCGGCACUGAGCUCGAAUUUGCCGACAUGGUCCUCCGCUGUAACGCUGCGACCGUCCGAAUCUACGUCGACGCCGUUAUAAAUCACAUGAACUACAACUACCUUUCUGGAAUAGUGACUGGGGGGAGCUUCUAUGACGGGCCGAACACCCAGUACCCAGGUGUACCGUAUGGGCCUUUGGAUUUCAACAGGUAUCCGAACGAGUGUCCAAAUCCUUCAGAGCAGAUCAACGAUUAUAAUAAUCCGAUAGAGACACGUAACUGUGAACUGGGAACGUUGCGGGAUCUCAAGUUGGGCACUGCCUACGUGCGUCAGAUGAUAAUCGAUUAUCUGAACAAGCUUGUCGGCUAUGGCGUGGCUGGAUUUAGGAUUGACGCCUCGAAGCAUAUGUGGCCAGCUGAUAUGACGAUCAUCCUCGCACAGCUGAGAACCCUGCCGACCGAUCAUGACUUCCCGAUUGGGGCCAAACCGUUCGUGUAUCAAGAGGUUAUUGAUCUCGGCGGUGAAGGUAUCAAGGGUGACGAGUACUUUGGCCUAGGGCGGGUAACCGAAUUCAAAUAUGGGAAACACCUCGGCGAACUUUUCCGCGGGUACGAUCAACUCAAGUGGCUCGUAAAUUGGGGUGAAGGGUGGGAAAUGUACCCUGACGGAAACGCGUUCGUCUUUAUCGAUAAUCACGACAACCAACGCGGUCAUGGCGCAGGAGGAGAAAACAUUUUGACCUAUAGAGUUUCCCGCUUGUACAAAAUGGCGGUCGGUUUCAUGCUCGCGCAUCCAUACGGUAUCACGAGGGUCAUGUCGUCGUACGAUUGGGAACCUUAUGAGGCAGAUUGGAUUGGACCCCCCAACACGAACGGGGCUAUUGACGACGUCAUCGUGAACCCUGACCUGACCUGUGGGGGUGGCUGGGUGUGUGAACAUCGUUGGCGGCAAAUUUACAACAUGGUCCGGUUCCGGAAUACCGUGGCGGGAACGACUUUGAACAACUGGUGGGAUAAUGGGAACAAUCAGAUCGCUUUUUGCCGAGGAAACAUGGGUUUCAUCGCGAUUAACAAUGACGAUCAUCCCCUCGUCGAAGUAUUGCAGACAGGGUUACCCGCUGGGGAGUAAUGCGACGUUAUCUCGGGCAAUUUGGAGGGCGGGGUUUGUACGGGGAGCACGAUUCGGGUAUUGGCGGGGGGAGUGGCGGCAAUAAAUAUCCCGCAUAACACGGAGGCGGAUCCUUUUGUGGCGAUCCAUAUCGGGGCAAGGUUGUAAAGAAACGAGGACAAAAUUGAUUGAAAUUUUGUAGAAAAUAAUGCUAAUUAUUUCACAACAAUUUGGGAAAAUAAAAUAUUCGGUUUUAGAGCAA